Somion occarium is the source of this 2015-nucleotide messenger RNA. NCBI's taxonomy places the organism in Eukaryota, Fungi, Basidiomycota, Agaricomycetes, Polyporales, Cerrenaceae. The record is from the annotation of a GenBank genome assembly.
GACCACAGCUUGUUUGUCGAACCAUCGCAUUCAUUCGCAACAACUUUACUCCCGAUAUACGACAUUGCUUUUAGAAUUUUUUUGCCUUCGCUUUUCUAGGAGCACAGGGAGCUCAUGAACCCGCAUCCUGGCAGUGCUUCGGAGAAUGCUGCAACCUUCUAAAUAGAACGAAUGGUUAUUAGCUUGAGUUGGCUGUAUCUGGACGCAGGAAACUUACCAUGAUUCUCAUUUAAUACUGCGUUAUCAUCGGACUAUCAUCCAUUCAAUAUCAAACCGCGAACUUGUCUCACAUGCGAAGGAUACGCACGUCAUCCGAGUCGUCACCCUUCCAGAAGAAUUUGCACCGAAGCUUUGCGCAGCGGGUAGUAAAUGAUAUUUGUCUUCCUGGCCAGAGUACAGUUCCUAUGAUUACAUCGAUCGUCGUCGUAAACGUCAAGGAGGUUUGGAGUAUUCUCGUUUGAAAACGCAUUACGCGGGUAAUCAAUACGCCUGACCAACAUCGAUUUCACCGGUCACGCAUUGUCCAUAUGUACCUGUUACUUGUGAGUCAUCAUCAUGGCCGCUGGAAACCAUGGAACUCAGUGUCAUGACAGACAUUCAAUUAUUUCGCCCUGACACAAGCUCCCCACAAAAAGUUGAGCUUUUGGCCGACGUGUUGAGAUCAUUUAUACCCUUCUCUUUGCCGCUGUUAGGCACAUUUUACAGCGGAGACCUUGAAGGAGGAUAUCUCUCGGUAUGGACGACCUUUGACGUGUCGCUCUCCGAACAACGCCCAGAACUCUUCUCAGUCAUUACCUUCUCUCCGUUGGGGAAUGACAAACUUUGGUUCUUCUGCUCAGCGGAAGCACGUUCGGAACCUCCGACUGUUGAAGAACAGGAUCAUGUUUCUCGUGUAGUGAAGACGCUCUAUCAUGCGUUCAGAACGUCCAGUUCAAUUGUUCGGGGUAUCCAAACGCAUACUGCUUUCCGGGAAGCAGAUGGCCAUAGUGGUGUCAUCGUGAUAGGCUCCCUUCAUGAAAAGUGGGCACCGUGCCUACAGGCUAUCGCUGUUGCCGACAGCCCAUGUACCAAAUUCCUCCGACCUCCGCCAUCUUCACUAUCGUUAGAGCCUUGGAAUAUCUCGUCGAGCGACAAGUGGGAUAUUUCCGAAUUACGUGAAAGCGAUGUAGACUUGGUCACCGACCGCGUCGUGUUCAAACGCUCACGCGAAUCGAUGCUCACCCGCCUACGAUAUUCUGUAGGCAUCAGGCCCAAGGGAAGCGACACGCCCGUUGCAUGGCAACUGCUCUAUCCUGACGGAAGUAUUGGAAUGCUCCAUGUAGAGCCGGAGUACAGGAGGCUAGGCUUAGCAAAGAUGUGUAUUCAUGCGCUGAGUAGGAAGUUGGAGGAGAUGUUCCGUUCGGAAGAGGAGGGGAAAGGAGGACAGUAUCCUUGGAGUCGAUGGGAGUUCGUUGAUGUUGUUGCAGGCAACGAGAAGAGUUCGGGUCUUCUCAAGUCCCUUGAACCGGAGGGAUGGCGGGAGGGAUGGGUUUGCUACUGGGUCUACCUGGCAAUGAACGAUGUUGAAGUUCCUCAGUCUGCAUGAUAUGGCUACUUCUAACUGUACGUUCAUGUAUAAUUGGUUUGCUUGCGUGCUCAAAUAAUCCAAGCUGUCUGUCGUACCAGACACUUUCCACAACUCUUUGGAUCAGGGCUGAAAGGUUUACACAGCGGCAGAGAUUGCCUUCCCAUUGCACAAGUAUGCCCUAUGAACGGCUGUGCCCAUACAAUAACGACAGUACAAGCUUUCCCUCGGAGUGACACGAAGUGACGCACACAGGCCCAUCUAUUGACGAUGUCAUGCGAGGUCUUGUUCCAUGGAACGAUGGCUAUUCUUAUCGUAUGGGCCGAAACGACAGGUUCCAGAACAAGAGGCCUGUGUGGAAUCAGCGGGGCUAGCGCGCUUUAAGUGAAGCUAUAAGAUCAUUGAUAUCUCUCCCAAUUGCUGAAUUACAACCCUUCUUCGGGCCCCCUGC